This is a messenger RNA of Peniophora sp. CBMAI 1063, 3534 nucleotides long. The record is from the annotation of a GenBank genome assembly. Lineage: Eukaryota; Fungi; Basidiomycota; Agaricomycetes; Russulales; Peniophoraceae.
AUGGGACUCAGGGCGCUCGUGUACGCCUACGUUCUCGGCGGAUUCACAUUUAUUCCGCUGUGCCUCAUCGCCGCCGUCUGCUACGCGAUCUACACGUCUGUGCCGGUCAAUGUGGAGGAGACGAGUGCGAAGAGGCGCUCUGUGGAGGGGGAAGGAGAGGAUGACGGCAAGGAGGGCACGGCGAAGGCCCAGGCCCAGGCUCAGGCGGCCAAGUACCGCAAAGCGUGGCUGACCGUCCGGCGUACGUUCGAGGAGACGGCGGCAGAGGGCGGGAAUUAUUCGCUGCUCAAGUCGCUGCUGGACUCGCGCUCGAAGGAUCCCAAGCGGUCGCGGCCGAGAGACAACUGGUAUGUUGUGCUCAAGGGCAAGGUGCUGUACCUGUACGAGGACGAGGCCAUGAGCGAGUGCUCCUCCGUCAUCGAGCUCGGCAGCCACGACGUCGUCGUCUUCCCCGAAGGCCUCCCCGACGGCGAACUCUUCUCCAAACGCAACGCGAUCUGCCUGCGUCCAAAGGCAGACCCCUCGUCCGGCCCCAAGGGCGCCAUGCCAUCGGUGACGAAACAGAUGCGCUCAUCCGAGGCCGAUAUCGAGCGCAUCGCGGAGGAACGCAGUGGUGGAAAUCCAAAGAAGAGAGAGCGCGAACGUCUGCGCCUGCAGGAGGAGCAGCGGAAACGCGAGGCGGCCCGGGAAGAGGCCCUCGACCCCUCCACGCCGUGGUUCAUCUUCGUAAAGAACAACUGCGACAUGGAGGACUGGUAUCUGGCGCUCGUUCACGCGUCAGAUCAUUCGCCGGAGACGUCGCCUCUCCAGCCAUUACAACCCGUAUUCUCGCCGGACGACAUGGAUUCGCUCGUGCACCAGCUUGACGAGCAACCCGACACGAUCCCCAUGCGCUGGCUCAACGCGCUCAUCGGCCGUAUUUUCUACUCGUACUACAAUACCGCUGCGCUCGAGCAAUACAUCAUUGGCCGUCUCAUGAAGAAGCUCGCCAAGGUCAAGCGCCCUGCGUUCCUGGCUGAGAUCGUCGUCACUGAAGCCAAUAUGGGCAAUACGCCUAUCUUGUUCUCCAAGCCUAUGCUCAAGGAGCUUACGAAGGAAGGCGACGCUGCGCUCGAGCUUAAUGUCAAGUACAAGGGCGAAAUGCGCAUCACGGUCGAGACCGUCGCUACAGUCUCGUUCGGCAGUCGGUUCAAACCGUAUAACGUCAAGCUCGUUCUGGCUGUCGUUCUCCGGGAGCUCGAGGGAAACGCCGUCAUUCGUGUUAAAAGGCCACCCAGCAACCGUAUAUGGUAUGCCUUCACACAAAUGCCCAAGAUGGUCCUCUCCGUCGAACCGGUCGUGAGCGAUCGGCAAGUUACAUGGACGAUGAUCCUCCAUUCCAUCGAGGCGAGGCUGCGAGAAGUGAUUCUCGAGUCCAUAGUCUUGCCUAAUAUGGAUGACAUCGCGUACUUUGACACCACCCAUAUCUCGCAUCGUGGCGGCAUCUAUGCCGACGCGAAGAGGGAGGAGCGGGAGAAGCGGAAGGGUACAUCACCGACUGCACCGGAAGGCGAAGGAGACGCGCGAUCUACAUCUCCGAGCAGCGAACACUAUCUUGAUGUCAAUGGCGAGACCGUCCAGGUGCACCGUUCUCAUUCUACAGGGGAGGUCGACGAGGAAUUCGGUACGACUCAGGCGGAAGAGCCCGUGCCGCCGCUAUCCUCCCGCGCUCGAACCAUCAACGGUGACCUUGACUCGCCCAAGUCGAAGCAUCAUUGGUUACACCACACGUCCAAGAAGAGCGCUGAUGAAACCCAUCAUCCAAGUACCCCGCCAUUCGUAAACGAACCUAUCACCGAGUCGCCUCCCGCCUCGCCCCCUCGGUCUCAGGUACACCAUUCGCCCUACUCUACUACGAGCGUCCAUACGAACGGUUCGGGGAAGAAGAAGCACUCGCUCUUCGCACGCAAGAAGAAUGGUGGUUCGCGCUCGCCGUCGCCUUCACCUGCCGCUUCCUCGGAACAUCUCGCGACAUUACCCUCCGCAGACUCGGUAUCGGUCAAGUCGGGGAAGAGUGGGAAAAGCAGCAAGAGCAAGGCGAGCACUGGCGCUAAUUCGCUUUUCGCUACAAUCAAGGCGAAGGCUGCAGAGCGCAACGCGGGGCGCAAAUGGACGAUGAAUUGGAACAAUAACAAGUCCGACCACCUCGGCGUGCAAGGAGAGAACGGUGACGGCGCCGGCCAGGACACCGAGGCUCGUCGGUUCAAGGAACAGUACAACGCCAAUCACGAUGAUGUCAGCAGCGACGAGGGCAGCACCCACAGCCGACUAUCCCUGGACAGGCGUAGCAUACACAGCCAACGUAGCGCGCGCGAUCUCAGCCCAGCGCCGUCUGCUCGGGCUAGUGCAGAAGUUCUGCAGCCAGAAAGUUCAAGCUCUAGCUCUAUGCAGGAACGUCGUGCUCACUUCGCUUCGCCACCACCUGAGCUUUCCCCUCGCCCCCGCUCCGAUGUCACGGUUGUAGGCCCGGCGUCGAUCAAGGCGGCAUCACCUGCCCCGCCGACCCUGAGCCCUGUGGAGGUGCCGCAAACCGUUAUCGUCCCGCCGACCCCUGCGAUCACAGAGCGCGCGCCGGCGUCAUCGAAUGAUGCCGUCCCGCAGAAGGUUCCAUCUCCGCCCACCAAGGCGUCUUCCGACCCGGCCGUUCGUACGGCUUCGCAGAACUCCUACGUUGCGCCUGACGAAGACGAGAUCAAGCCAAUCUCGGUGCCGGUGCGGACGCAGCCGCAGCGCGCGGGCGGGAUGAUGAUCCCCGGCAUCCAUGCGAAGCACAAGGGCGACGUCCAGAGCAUGGGCCACGUCGCGGCACCGUCAACGCCUCCGCCGUCUACCUCCCCUGAUCGUGGUCGCGCAGCGGGGCUUAGUGGUGCAGUACUCGGUCUGUGGGGGAAACGCGAGUCCUCCGCUCACUCACAGGAUGGCGAGUCUGUAAAGGCGGCAUCUUCGCAGGACGGGCAUGAGCACGGCGGAGAGCCAAGUACGCACAAUGAGACCCCAGUGCUAUCCGAUGCACCCGAGCCUCCCGCUCUCUCGUUACCGCCGCCCCUUCCUCCCCGCUCACGCGGCGCGUCGAACUCGUCGGUGGCCUCCGAGCAGCCACAGCCGCAACAACAACAGGAGCGCAAGCCGAGCUUGUUUGACGCAGCUAGCCUCGCAACCGCAGCUCUGAAGUUCAUCGCGAACAAGGACGACAAGGCCCGCCGUAAUUCGGGCUCCAGUCAAUCGCGCAUGAACGGCAGUCCCGGCCCCAGUCCCGGCCUGCCGCCCACGGCCAGUCCUGGUUUACCGCCUUCCGAAAGCCCAAAGCCUAUACGUACUGCAAGUCCGAGGCCGAGUGCUGAAAGCCCAAGCCCGAUCCCAGUCGUCGGCUCGAGUUCAUCGGCGCCAGAGGUGCCGCAAGUACGCUCUCCGACGAGCGGAAGCGUGACGCCUACGCCAUCACACAAGCCACCGCCUUUACCGCCCAGACGGCCGUCUGCACCAACAGUGGCCUGA